AUGGCGUCUCAGCUCGUGCUGCCGUUUUCAAUGGCGUGGGCCGCCAUGAUGGGUGCUCUCGCGCCUCGUGGCAUAUGUAGGUACAUUCCCGGCGACGCAGGGUGGCCCAAUGCCACGGACUGGGACGCCCUCAAUGCCACGGUGGGAGGUCGAUUGAUCAAGAACGUGCCUGUGGCGGCUGUGUGCCACACGGCCGGCACUUUUGCCGCCUACGACAAGGAGGCUUGCGAGAAGCUGGCUCGAGACUGGCGAGAUGCCAGUGCGGAAACUUUAUUCCCUCAGCCCGGCGAGAUGUGGCACCCGUACUUCCAGAAUCAAAGCUGCACGCCGUUCACCGCGCCAGAAGUCCCGUGUGAGCUGGGGAACCGCCCUGUGUACUCGAUCAACGUGACCGGAGUGGCCGACGUGCAGGCAGGCUUGAAAUUCGCCACGGAGAAGAAUGUCCGCCUUUCUGUCAUGAACACCGGUCUCGACUACCUGGGAAAGUCCUCAGGUCAAGGCUCUUUAGGCCUGUGGGUAUACAAUCUCAAGACCCAGGAGAUUAUUCCCGAGUACACGAGUCCGUCUUACUCUGGCCCGGCGCUCAGGAUGGGAGCGGGCGUCAUCUCUGGCGAGACCAACGAAUUGCUCGCCCGGGCGGGAUACCGCGCCGACCUUGCAUCGUGCGGACUGACGGGCGUCGUGGGCGGCUAUCUUCAAGGUGGCGGACAAGGACAGCUGAUAUCGGCCCAUGGCAUGCCGGCAGACAAUGUCCUUGAAUGGGAGGUGGUCACCCCUACUGGGGAGCAUGUCAGCGCUUCUCCGGAACAGAACCCGGACCUGUAUUGGGCGCUCACGGGCGGCGGAGGAGGCACAUACGGAGUUGUUCUCAGCGUCGUUAUCAAGGUGUUUCGCGAUGGCCCCAUCGCCGGCGGACAGCUGAUGGUGCAAAGUGAGAACUCCGAGGCCAUCUGGGACGCCGCCCGGACUUGGAUUGAACACUUGCCACGCCACGUUGAUGGAACACGAAACCUCUUCCACUUCGGCAUCACCAAGACCAUCUUCUGGGUCUUUGCCUUCAUCAUGCCCGACCAAGACACGACAGCCAUCGACGCUCUGCUGCGCCCGUUUCUCCCGGAACUCGAUCGGCUGGGUCUCGGCUACGAGCUGACCACCGUCAACUACACGAACUACCUCGACGCCUAUCUCUCCACGUACGGCCCUCUUCCCUACGGCGCCAUCUGCCCCAAGUGGCCCAUCAUCUCCAGCCGCCUGAUUCCGCGAUCGGUGUUGGCGGACACGGCGCAACGAAACGCCCUCGUCGACUUUUUCCAAGACGUGGCCCGCGACGGCAAAUGGUUCUGGGGCUGCAGCUUCUUCGACGUCAACGACAAGGCCGGCUCGCCGCGCGGUCCCCAUCCGCCCAAUUCUAUCCAUCCUGCCUGGCGUGACGCUGGCGCCUAUUGCAACCCGCAGCCCGAGCUUUCCGGAGGCUACCACUGGGAGGAGCCCGAGAUUGACGAAGCCCUGCGGAAGAAGCUGGUCACCGAAUUCAUCCCAAGAAACGAAGCAUUGACCCCCAAUUCGUGCCAUGUCAAUGAGCUGGACCCGACAUACCAGGGAGAUUGGAAGGAUGCGCUGUACGGGCCCAACUAUGCCCGCCUGCUGCACAUCAAGCACAGAUACGAUCCCAACUACAUCAUGUAUGGCCAAUGGGCGGUCGGGUCUGAUGAGUUCACCGUCGAUGGAGACGGAAGGCUUUGUAAAAUCUAG
This is a messenger RNA of Fonsecaea multimorphosa CBS 102226, 1752 nucleotides long. RefSeq lists its product as uncharacterized. The transcript has 3 exons. NCBI's taxonomy places the organism in Eukaryota, Fungi, Ascomycota, Eurotiomycetes, Chaetothyriales, Herpotrichiellaceae. Gene Ontology annotation, molecular function: oxidoreductase activity; FAD binding. The coding region runs from base 1 to 1752 and encodes 583 amino acids. The record is from RefSeq and is a predicted model, not a curated record.